This is a messenger RNA of Anopheles gambiae (African malaria mosquito), 4067 nucleotides long. Its product is annotated as interaptin-like. Bases 875 to 3793 code for a protein of 972 amino acids. Lineage: Eukaryota; Metazoa; Arthropoda; Insecta; Diptera; Culicidae. The transcript has 4 exons. The record is from RefSeq and is a predicted model, not a curated record.
UUCAAGCACUGUGGACACACUCUCUCACACACACAGCACACAUCGUGACGGUGGUUGAUUGAAAUAAAGUGAAGCACAAGUGAAGUUCGUCGGGAAAACACAGUAACACAGGGGGUUGGCAAAAAAAAGUAGGAAAAACUCAAGCCGUCAAGGGACGCAGGAUUACUCGGAGAUAGAUGAGAGUGGCUUUUCUCUGGUGCUGCUGCUGCUGCCACUACUGCUAGCACUGUUGUGCUGUGUGGCACGAUGCUUGACAAUAAUGUGUACCCAUCCGGGCGGUGGUCGUAUUUUGCAAACACACAGAUUAAGCACUUGUUUUCUCGGUAGCUCGGUAGCUAAAGCCCCGUUUGGUUGCUUGCUCUGCCGCUACUACUGCUGUUUUAUGGUGAAGACGAAAUUACGUUUUUGUUUCUGCCAGUGCAAGGACUCGGCAGAUUUGUAUGGCACCAAAUGCAAAGCAACACUCACUCACACUACCCACCUACCCAAGUGAAGUGUUUCCUUGCCAAGGACAUAAUGAUGCCGUCUUCUCAUUAGUGUCACUUUUGCGCCAUGCUCUCUCGGUUGUGGAGCACUUUCGGGUUUGUGAAAUGAGAUGAAAAUAUGAGCCUAUUUAAAAAGCAAUUUUAUGCCACCGGCGGGCAACAGCAAAGUGAGUGUGUAGCUUAGCAACCUAUGUUUUUGGCUUUUCAUCAAAUGUUGCCCAUCCGCGCCCUUUCCAUCUAGCAGGCUCUGAUCGACCGAGGCCGAGAAAGUUGUACGAGCGCACCACAGUGUAGGGUUUUGGUUGUUAAUAGCAUCUUAGGUUCCGUGCUGUCCGGGUAAUAAAUUAAGCAACAUACACACACACACACACACAUAUGCUUCUGCAAAUAUGGCCUACACAACGCAGAAGCAGUUUCUAAGCGUUGCGUUCCUGAACGAAGACCCGAAACUGCCGAGCCGGAAGCGCAGCGAUGCAGUGCUGAAGUCGUACAGCUCGUGCUACGACACCCGGGCCUGGUCGCUCGAUGUGCUGAAGCAGUCCCAGUUCAUCGGGGACGUCGCAAACAGAGCCCUAACGCAAGCCGCCAGGGCGCCACUUCACUCCUUUUCCGGUGCGGAACUUACGAAAGAAAUCUUAGUUCGGCUGGAUGCCGACAAUCUUGCUGACUACAUUCUAAGCCUAAGGGAUGAGGUAAAAAAGCGGAACAGCUCCAUCGAAGCGCUGGAGCAGACAAAGGCGGACCUUACCCAAAAAACUGAGCAGCUGGAUGAAAAAUUGAACGCGUUGGACGAAGAAAAUCGACUGCUGCGGGCGGAAAUUGAGCGCAUCGGUGCCUGCCAGGAGCAGCAGCGCCAGACGAACCAGUUCGACGAGGCGGAGCUUGCCGAAAUCAGUCAGAUGAUUAUUGAUCUGCGGGACUAUAACGAAAAUCUGGAGGAUGAGAUGCAGAUAUUGCGCAACCAGCUGCAAACGGCGGCCGCAUCGCCGGUCGGCGACAAUCAGGUCACUGUGGAGGCCGAGAACAACUUUCUCAAGUUCAAGGCGAAGGAUUACGACCGGCUGGAGGGUGAGCUGGCACUGUUUAAGGCGGAGUACGACAGUUUGACGCUCCAGAGGCGGGAGCUGGCGGAAGAGCUGCACCGGGCCCAGCAGUACCGAUUGCGAGCCGUGGAGUUGAAGCAGGACCUGAAGGAGGAACUGCACCGUCGGGAGAUGUGCGAGGAGCAGAUUGAAAUGUUGGUGAACAUGUACGAACAACAAUCAGUUGAACUGAAUCAAUUGAAACGUCAGGUGCACACGUUCGAUCGCUCCUCCCAAGAUCGUCUUUUCGAUGAGUCGACGGAAGAUCAUGACGGUUCGCAAACCACAGAGACACUGAAUGUCGCUCAAGAUGAUGAUGGCGGUAUUGAGUUAGUUGAGACGAUAUCCUUUGAAAAGCCCGCUGCCUGUCUGAAUUGUCCCGAACACCUUAAAAACAUUGAGGAUCUGAAACGAGAAAUCGCUUCGCUGCAAACUCAGACUGCCAGUCAACCGCAAUCGAUCCCGCAAGACAAUACAGACGCACAGAAACAGUUAAUGGAUCUACGCCAAGAAUUGACGGACUGUAAACGCCAACUACAGGAGUCAGCGGCAGCAGCUGAAUCCUCCAAAUCUUCACCGCAAGUCAACGCCGAUCAACAGCAACAGAUGGCAGAUCUGCGGCGGGAGUUGACAGACUGUCAACGGCAGCUCAAGGAAGCAACGGACCAGUAUCAAGCACUGCGAGCGUCUUCCACCGCGGACGGGCAGGAGCUGGAACGUGUGAAGCUGCAGCUGGAGCAGCUAGCCAGCGUUUCCGACGCACCUGCCGGACAGCUGGAACUGUUUGCCGCAAAUGAGAAGCUAGGCGCGUUGCAAAAGGAAAAUGAAAAGCUUCAAAAAGAGUUGUCCGAAAACAAAGCUCGCAUCGUUGAGCUGGAAAAGAAGGUGCAAUCGGCUGCGUCAAGUGUUCCGGCUGCGCCGCCUACCGGUGGUGAGUGCUGUGCAGAGAAGAUCAACAAAAUUUCCGAACUGGAGCAAACCAUUUCCCGGCUGAAGGAUGAUGAUGCCUCGAAGGCUGUUGUGAGCGCCAGUCCGGCAGCUGAGGCAAGUGCGGAAAAUGCGAACCUUCUUCAAAGAAUAACAAACCUCGAAAAGGAGCUGCUGGAGCGGGAUCAGAAAUUGAAGAUGCUACAGGAAGCGGUGGAUAGGAAGGGUGUGGCUGCGACGGCGGAAGCGACCAGCGUCGAUGGUGCCGAGAUGAGCGCGCUGUUAUCUCAGCUGGCGGAAAAGAACGAACUGAUUAAAAGGCUGCAAGAUAAGCUGGACACCGUGUCGUCGGUCCCAGCAGCUGCCGAUGAUGAUGGACGGGCAUGUCAGGAAGAGCUGGCCGAGCUGCGGGUCCGACUGGAGGCGUGCGAAGGUGAAGCAGCCGCCCGGCUCGUGUCGGACGCGCUGCCCGAACCGAGAAAGAGUGUCCGAAUAAGCGACGAGGUGGAAGAGUUCGAGCCACUGUCCAUCAAGGAAGAGCUGGGCAGCGAGCAGGACGAGAAGGAAACGGAGGAAAUUAAGGCCGAACCAUCGGACGAGCAGGAAGAGGAGGAGGAGGAGGAGUCCGACAAUGGCGACAACGAUGGUUCGCAAACGUCCGUCGGGCACAAGAAACGGCUGAACAGCUCGCUGGAAAAGCUGGAGCAGCUACAGGAGAACCUCAGCAAGCGCUGCACGCUGGCGGCCAUGAUGGGCAGGCAGCCGGGGGUCGAAUGUGACUGCAUUCAGGCGAUAGCGUUCAAGAUAGCGCAGGGCGGGCUGGAGGUGCUGCUGGUGGCGGAGCUGUACGUGCUGCUGCAGGAGAUUUGCAGUGCCAUCACGCGUAAGAACGCCGUGCUCGGGAGGAAUGUGACCGUGCUGGCCAACAGCAUGACCAAGUGCUGGCAGGUCAUCACGGAUGCACGGGUCAUGAUGAACAUGGAGCUGACGAACCGUACCAGCCACCACCAAUCGGUGACGUCCGUGUCGGCCCACUGCAUGUCCGUGCAGGAGGUGCGCGAGGGAGCAGUGGAGGAGGGGGAGGAGCAGGACAACCGUACUAGAACCGCCAGCCACACGGCGGGUCAUCUGUCUCGGCCGAGCGGAUGGGUGGGCACGGACGGUACAAGACCAUCGACCAUACCGCCGCACCAAUCGAUGUCGGUUGGCAGUGACGAUAACAGACACUCGAACGCGCUGGAUGUGCAAAGGCGUCGAACGAUCAAAUGGAUGGAAAAUGUGAAGAAAUCUGGUCGGUGAAAUUUGGAAGCCAGCGUCUCGUGACGAGCGUGUUUCAUCACUUGUUCGAGGUUCACUUGAUGCAGAACGCAAACACACUCAAAAAUUCGCACAAACUCAGACAAAUUAAAGUGUAUUUCAGAUUUACCAGAACUAAACAGACCGGCGGAGAUGGUUUAUCGUUUAUUUGAAGGUUGCUUCUUUGCGUCGGAUCUAACAGUUUCUACCAUUAAAUCUGUUGUGUGCGAUGAGUAGGAGUGGAAAAAUCCCAUCUCCAUCUCCUCAUGCUCCUCAC